UUCUAUUCCUUUAACCGUGCAAGUAACUUAACUUCUCUCAACAAAAUGUUUCGCCGUUUAAAUCUUUUGUAAAUUUCGUGAAAUAAAUGAAGUACCUUUUCGUAUAACGCGUAUUCGCGAGUUCAUUUCACCAAAAUGACGUUUAAUUUGUGGAUAUUACGCGACAAAAGAAUAUCACGCCGGAUAAUAGUGAUUAAUUUGUUACUGCUGUCGUUGAUAUCUUUACUCAUGCUGGGCUCCAGCGAAGGAAUGAAUGUAAAAGAAGACACCGCUGCCAUCGACCCUUCUACGAGUAGCUCCAGCGCAAACGACACGCAGCUCGCUACGAAUACCAGCUCCGAACACAUUGUAGAAAAAAAUCAAACCACGAUGAAAAAUGAGACCAACUCAACAGAAACGUCUUAUUGUGCGGAAAACAUUAAAUCGGAGCCGAAAAGCGCCAAUUUCAUAUUGCUUUUCAUUCCAAUAUGCGUUUACAGUUUCCUCGGCAUCACCGUCACUUGCCAUUAUUAUUUUGUUCCUUCUAUGUCGCGAAUUAGCGAAGAUUUCAAACUGAGCGAAGAUAUAGUAGGAGCAACAUUCAUGGCAGCUGGAAGUUCAGCACCUGAACUCGCAACUGUACUAAUUGCAGUAUUUUUCACCAAAAGUGAUAUCGGUAUAAGCGACGUGAUAGGAUCAGCAGUUUUCAAUAUGCUAUUUGUGAUCGCUCUUUGUGGAUUAUUCGCAACCACUGCACUACAUCUUAAUUGGUGGCCUGUCAUAAGGAAUUGUUUCUUUUACACAAUUAGCAUCAUGGUGAUGUUAUUGGCCAUCGCUAAUAAACAAGUAUCUUGGUUGGAAAGUCUUUUGCUCAUUAGUGUUUACGUGUUGUACUGUGUUGCAUUGUACUAUAAUGAAUUCCUGGAAGCGUGGGCCAAUACUUUACCACUGCCGUUUAAUAAAAUGCAGAAUGAAGACGUCAAAGAGAUGGACGCUCACUAUAUUCCUCUCGAAGAUCGUAAAAUGUCUACAUACGCUCCUACAACUGAACGUAAUAGUAUCGUGCAAUCUAAUGGCAAAGUUAUCAGCAGUAUUCAACAUACCUAUCAGUCUAGUCCUAAGCCGGACUCGGGAGCUGAGCCGAAUGAGGAUUCUAAACCAUCUUUAGCUCCAAAUGCUGGUUUAAUCGAACAAAUGAAGUAUUAUUUCAUCAGUCCUGUAUACUUUGUGUGCAAAUUGACCAUACCAGAUUGGCAACAUAGCGCGAUAUUCAAAUCUUAUUUGUUAACCUUUACCGUGUCAUUAUUCUGGAUAUCUGUGUAUUCUUACAUCAUGAUUUGGACCAUCACUCUGAUAGGAGAAAUCUUGAGAAUACCAAGCACAGUAAUGGGAUUAACGCUAGUCGCAGCUGGAGUCAGUGUACCAGACGCUGUAACAAGCUUAAAAGUGGUAAAAGAAGGGUAUGCUGAUAUGGCAGUAUCGAAUGCAGUGGGAAGCAAUAUUUUUGACAUAUUGAUUUGUUUAGGGAUUCCUUGGUUUUUAAGGACUGCCCUGAGUGGAUCUGGCAGCCAUGUUACUGUUUGCAGUAAAGGUAUGGUUUACUCCACAAUAAUGCUUCUCUCUACCGUUGUUUUACUCGUAACAGCCAUUCAUAAAAAUGGUUGGAAACUGGAUAAAAAAUUCGGAACUAUUUUAAUCAUCGGAUACGCUGUUUUUAUUACCGUUGCAACAAUAUACGAACUCGUUGGUCCUGGUGUGUCCGGAGGCUGCUGCAGUGGCGUUUAAAUUGGUGUAUGGUAUAUAUCAAGUGUGAUAAAGUUGCGUAAUGAUAGAUUUGAAGUUGAGUUUUGUUACCUAUGUAAAUUAAAAUAAUCAAUUAAAAAAUCAACGAGGGAAAAUUUGCUCACGAUGAAGAAUUAAAUAAGUAUUAAGUAUAUCUAUGCGAAUUAGUUUUGGGUCCAAUUCAUGAAAAAUAUAUUCACUACUUUUCUAGUCUUCAUCUAUAUACAGAGUAGAAAGUUUGAAAAAAUAAACGUUAGUACCUAAAUCAGUAAAUCAGAUAUUCAACCAGAGUUUAAUCAAUGACGAUGAUACGUAUUUUGAAUUACUUACUUAACUCAAAUUAAAUUUAGAUCGGUGCGGUGAAUUUUCAAGUCUUUUUCAAAAAAAUGUUUCUGUUUUUCAGAUGAAUAAAACUGCGAAAUUUUACCGGUAUUUUAAAAAAUUAAUUCGAUCUUGAGCUCAAGUUGCAUAGUUUCGUAAUUCGUUGAAAUUGAUAUAAUUUUCUCCUCGAAACAAAAUAUUUUAAUUCUUUUGUAGUUAUGUUGGAAUUUUAUUUCAAAGUCAUUCCUUUUCGUUAUUCUAAUCGAAUAGUAAAUUACGUUUAAUAAUUUAUAAUUUGUUAUUAUUUAUAUUUAUUUUUACACGUUUAUAAAAAUGGAUAAAUGAUUGGCAAUAUUUCGAGAUCUCUAUACUUCCUUUACUUAUUGGCGGUUUUAUCGCGCAAUUGCUUUUUAUUUCUAUUCUGUGAUUAUACGUAUAUGAAUAAUAAGUUCUUCUUUGUUGAUUGUUGACUUGUUUUUAAAUUGUUAUGCUUUUUAAUAUUUUAUUGAAACGUGUUCUUUAAUUAAUUUCUAAGACUGUAAGAUAUUUUAUCAAGUUUGAAUUCUUUCAAUAAUAAACUUGUAUCUACUAUACUCGUACGUGAGAAGCAAUUUAGAAAUGUCUCAGGUCUUCUAGCUCGAACAAAGAUUCAAAGAGAAGCGUGAAACGAACAAACUAAGCAUUUAACGUGUAUUUUGUAUUAUGUAAUUUUCUAAUUUGUACUUUUUAUUUAAUAUGGCGCGGAGGGUUUUAUUAAUAAUUUCUCAACUCGAUCAUUUCUAAUGAUAGUUGUUUACCUACUGCUUGAAAGAGAUGGAUUUAUGAUAACUUGUCGUUGAUUUAGAACUAGAUACUUAUGUUUUUGAGAAUAUUUCAAAGAAAUAAAAAUAAACGACAAUACUUUCGUGUGAUUUUUUCGUUAAAAUACUAGCUAAAGACUGAAAUAGAAAAAAAAAAACAAAAUGGCUUGAUAAUUUGCAUCUUCUUUGUCAAAUAGAUUUAGAAAUCUGUAGACACUUGAUUUUUAAUCGCAAUUCAACGAACGUUUGAGAAAAUUUAUUUUUAAAAGAACAUAAAAACCGAAUUUAACGUAAUAAAAAAUAAGAUUAAGAAUG
Messenger RNA from Planococcus citri (citrus mealybug), 3197 nucleotides. RefSeq names its product probable sodium/potassium/calcium exchanger CG1090. Gene Ontology annotation, cellular component: plasma membrane. The record is from RefSeq and is a predicted model, not a curated record. Gene Ontology annotation, biological process: calcium ion transmembrane transport; intracellular calcium ion homeostasis. Lineage: Eukaryota; Metazoa; Arthropoda; Insecta; Hemiptera; Pseudococcidae. Bases 136 to 1764 code for a protein of 542 amino acids. The transcript has 9 exons. Gene Ontology annotation, molecular function: calcium channel activity; calcium, potassium:sodium antiporter activity.